Molecule: messenger RNA, 2597 nt
Organism: Spodoptera littoralis (African cotton leafworm)
Lineage: Eukaryota; Metazoa; Arthropoda; Insecta; Lepidoptera; Noctuidae
Source: the annotation of a GenBank genome assembly
ACUGACAUUCAUUUGUAAUGUUAACGGUUGGAAGGUUGGACGCUAGACGCUCGUCACUGAACGUAAACAAACACAAACUGUUUGAUAACAAAAAUGUGGUUAUAGUAAUAUUUAUUUCAUUAAUUGACUGAGUGCCUGGAAGUGCAGUAUUUCUAGUGUUUUUCUGAGUGAACAAACUAAUUAAUAUUUGGCUUAAAGCUGGAUGAAACAUGAAAUCAACGAAGAAGAUUGAGUCACAAUUUGUGUGCAAACCCCUAGACAGCUACAGUGAAAUAUUGCUGUUUUUGGAAAACCCGCCGCCUUGGCGGACCUUAUGUCAAGAAAUGACGCCACACAGUGACUAUUUAAUACGGAAUAUAGAAAUAAAUAAUAAAGAUUCUUGGUCCCUUAUGAGACCGGAAAAUUUUUGUCAUUUUGACCCAGACUUAGAAGAUGUGAAAAGAUACGAGUCUAAAAGUUUGCCAAAAACUUUAGUUUGCCAUGAUAUGGCCAAUGGAUACCACGAUGACAGUGUAAUAGAGGGCACAAGUAAAUUUGAUGCAUACACAUUCUACAACUGGGCGGGCAUUGAUAUAUUCUGCUACUUCAGCCACCACCUGAUUACAAUACCUCCGGUGGGCUGGAUCAACGUCGGCCACGCGCAUGGUGUCAAAGUUAUUGGCACCAUCAUCACGGAGUGGGGAGAUGGUAUCGGAUUUUGGGACCAAGUGUUAUCUUCAGAGACAAAGUACCAGGAUGUGGCCAGCGCGCUCGUUGCAAUUGCCAAAACCCUAAAGUUUGAUGGGUACCUUCUAAAUGUUGAGAACAAGGUCACACACCCGGACAUGUUGCUGCAGUUUGUGAAGUACUUCCACCGCAUGCUGCACGCCGAGCUGCCGCACGCCACGCUCUUGUGGUACGACAGCGUCACCAUUUCGGGGACUCUCAACUGGCAGAACAAACUUAAUGAAAAGAAUAUGGCAUUCUUCGAGGCGUGCGACGGACUGUUCACAAACUACUCGUGGACGAAGGAGGACGUGGAGUCGAGCGCGGCACUGGCGGGCAGCCGCAUCACCGACCUCUACAUCGGCAUCGACGUCUGGGGCCGGAACUUCUACGGCGGUGGACAGUUCAACACGCAGGAGGCCGUGAAGGUAGUGCACGCGGCGGGCUGCUCGCUGGCGGUGUUCGCGCCGGCCUGGACGCACGAGGCACUGGGCGCCGAGCACGCGGCCGCCGACCAGGCUAGCGCCCCGUCGGCGGGCGCCCAGCAGGCGGGCGCUCAGCAGGCGGGCGCCCAACAGGCGGGCGCCCAACAGGAGGGUGGUCAGCCGGCGGGCGCCGAACAGGUGGGCGCCGAGCAGACCGCGGCCAGCCCCAGCCCCAGCCACGUGGCCAUGGGCGAGGACAUGGAGCAGUACGCCAAGGUGGAGCUGCGCGAGCGAGCACUGUGGGGCAGUCUGUGGCCGUUCCUCAACACGCGCGUGCCCAACCAGCUCCCCUUCCAGACCUCCUUCUGCAGGGGACUGGGGAAGAAGCGCUUCUUGUACGGCGAGCAGUACCAGCCCAACUCCGCGCACGGCCCGCACGGCUACAUCCUGACGCCGCUCGAGAACCUGGCCACCGUCCACCGCGCCGUGCAGUACAAGGACAAGAAGGGCAUCAUCCGCAUCCGCAACACCUUCCAGCAGAACCGACACUCGCUGCACGCCACCAAGGACACGCUCCACGAAGAGGCCGCCGCCGACGCCGAGGACGCCGCGCCUCCCGACGCCGACACCAAGCAGUACAAGGCAAAGACGUCUCUGAGGAAUAUGUUCAGACCGAAAGCGUUGAGGAUAUCCAGUGACGACGGCGAGAGCGCGGCCGCCGGCCGGGCCGCGGACGCGCAGCCCGGCGCGGAGGCCGACGAGGCGUCCGUCAACCUCAAGCUGGGCGUGGCGGACAAGAUGCGCUACGGCCUGGCGCGCGUGCGCGGCGAGCACGCCUGCCUCGAGCUGUACCUGCGCGACGCCUUCUCGGGCGGCUCGUGUCUGCGCGUCAACCCGUCCGACGAGCUGUGCGCCGAGCACCGCGUCACGCGCCUGCUGCACUGCGACUGGCCGUGCGAGACCGCGCUCAUCUUCUGCGUCGUCACCAAGCGCCUGCCCGCCUUCCCCGACCAGAGCCUCAACGUGAAGCUGUACAUGAAGAACGCGGCGGGGCAGGACCUGGUGGUGGUGCUGACGGGGCGCGAGGUGGCGGCGGGCGGCGCGCUGGGCGCGGGCGCGGCGGGCACGCACCACGUGUACCCGCUGCGCACGGCGGCCGAGCCCGUCCUGCGCGCGCUGCGCACCUACCUGCUACUGUCGCAGCCCGGCUUCUACGUGCCCAUCGACAACCUGUUCGGCUGGACGGUCCGGUACUACGAGGUGGAGGUGCCGGGCGCGCGCGUGACGUCGGUGAACCUGCGCACUGCGAUGGAGCAGGGCGGCAUCCUGCUGGGACACUUCGCAGUCUGCCGCAAGCUAAUUAACCAGAGUUGGACGAAGACUACUGAAAAUACUGUUAGUCUUGCCACGAACAAGCCCGCCCAGGGCUUUAACGACGACUACGAGGACCUCUGUGUCGCUCAGUAG